Messenger RNA from Solea solea (common sole), 2391 nucleotides. RefSeq names its product solute carrier family 28 member 1 (gene slc28a1). The record is from RefSeq and is a predicted model, not a curated record. Gene Ontology annotation, molecular function: nucleoside:sodium symporter activity. Gene Ontology annotation, cellular component: membrane. Lineage: Eukaryota; Metazoa; Chordata; Actinopteri; Pleuronectiformes; Soleidae. The transcript has 18 exons. Bases 109 to 2079 code for a protein of 656 amino acids. Gene Ontology annotation, biological process: nucleoside transmembrane transport.
UCUGUUAAUUAAUGAUAAGAUGUUUCAUAGAGGGCAGAGUAUAUUUUUUCCUGCAGUGCAGCUUUUCCAGCCACAGGUGUUUGACAGCCGGGUUUAGGAGGACGCACAAUGACUGAACGCAACAGUGUCCACCUCAAAAAAGUAGCCCACGGCAACGGAAAUGGCGUGGACAACCAGGCUUUUGAAAUUGAGGAGGACAAUAUUACUGACACUAACAGCUUCACAGAGAAAACAAAAAAGACAAAAAAGGGAUUGGGAUCAUACAUAAGCAAAGUCUCAAUGCCGAUCAAUGCCACAGAGGACUACAUCAAGUCUCACUCACGAACCUUCAAAUAUAUCCUGCUGGGAAUUCUCGGAGCAGGUUAUGUGGCGUACUUCAUCGCCGCCUGUGUGUUGGACUUCCAGAGGGCAAUCGCUCUCAUCGUCCUCACCUCUUUGGCUGUCGUUAUUCAAUCAUAUGAGCUUUUGAAGAAGCACAAGGGGGAGCGCAUCGUCGAGUUUUUCCGGCCUGCGGGCAGAUGCUUUAAGUCAAACCUGAGAUGGAUAAAAUGGCUCUUCAUCUUGGCUGUCAUCGCCCUGCUCGUGGUCUGGCUCGUCUUAGACACAAGCAAACGUCCCGAGCAGCUCAUAUCGUUCGCAGGUGUGUGCGUGUUCAUCCUGCUCGUGUUCACCUUCUCGGCGCACAGGACAGCGGUAUCAUGGAGGCCUGUGUUCUGGGGUCUCGGGCUGGAGUUCGUCAUGGGCCUUUUUAUUAUCAGGACACAACCUGGAUUCCUGGCUUUCGAAUGGCUCGGAAAUCAAGUGAAGAUAUUCCUUGAAUACACCAAAGUGGGGUCUUCGUUUGUUUUUGGAGAUCUGAUCACAAACAUUUUUGCAUUUCAAGCGUUGCCCAUCGUGGUGUUCUUCAGCAGCAUCAUGUCCAUCCUUUACUUUUUGGGGAUAAUGCAGUGGCUCAUAUUGAAGAUCUCAUGGGUAAUGCAGAUAACAUUGGGAACCUCUCCCACAGAGACCUUGAGUGUGGCAGGCAAUAUAUUUGUUGGACAGACAGAAGCGCCACUGCUGAUCCGUCCCUAUCUGAAGGACAUGACCAAAUCUGAGAUCCACGCUGUUAUGGUCGGUGGAUUUGCCACAAUCGCAGGAUCUGUCAUGGGGACGUUCAUGCUGUUUGGAAUUGACCCAGCCUCCUUGAUAUCAGCCUCCGUCAUGGCCGCCCCUUGUGCCUUGGCCAUCUCCAAGCUCUCUUUUCCAGAGACAGAGAAGAGUGCGUUCAAGACAGAUCAGAGUAUUAAGAUCGCCGUUGGAGAUGAGCGGAACAUCCUGGAAGCUGCUAGCAGUGGUGCGUCCGCUUCUAUAAGUCUUGUUGCUAACAUUGCGGCAAACCUGAUCGCCUUCCUCGCCAUCCUGGCAUUUAUCAACGCGGCUCUGAGUUGGUUUGGGGGCAUGGUGGGAUACCCUGAAAUCACAUUCCAGUUAAUGUGCUCGUAUGUGUUCAUGCCUCUGGCCUUCAUGAUGGGGGUCCCUUACGAGGAGAGUUUCACUGUAGCUGAACUCAUCGGCAUCAAGCUCUUCAUAAAUGAGUUUGUGGCUUAUGAGAAAUUAGCCGAGCUGAAGCAAAACAGACUCAACGGGCUUGAUGAAGUUAUUGGAGGGGAAAGGCAAUAUAUAUCCGUCCGAUCGGAAAUAAUCACCACUUACGCUCUUUGUGGGUUCGCCAACUUUAGCUCACUGGGAAUUACGAUUGGCGGCCUAUCCUCCAUAUGUCCACCAAGAAGAAGUGACAUCUCCUCUCUAGUGUUCCGAGCUAUGAUCACCGGGACAGUUGUGUCUCUUGUCAAUGCCUGCAUUGCAGGGAUCCUCUUUGUUCCUGCAACAACGGACUGUGUGGGGCUGUUCCAAGCGUCCGUGUUCAAUGCCACAAAUGUGAAUAGUCGAAACUGCUGCCAAGAUCUCUUUCAAAGCACUGUGAACAACGGGACCAUCUCAUUUGACGGCUUUUGGAGCACAGUAACAAAUGCCACCUUGUACUUCUCUCAGUGCUGUCAGUGUUGUAAUGUUUCUAACUUAGAACUUUGUACCUAGAGAAGAACUACGUACGACAUACCUGUAUGUGUAUUUUUCUAUUACAGAUCGGUGACGCCUGUUUACGCACGUGUUUGUGUCACAGCUAAUGUAAAAAUGUAAAGACUACACGCAAAUCUUAACUGUAUUAUAUUUGAAAAUUAAUUUAGACUUUUUAGGCUUUUAUUUAAAGCAGAGGAUUAAAGGGCCGUUCACCUCAGAGUACCUUAGUUGGAUGAAUGUAAAUAUUUCAAAUUCAUCACUUGAAAAUUAUGGAAUGAUACUUUUUUGCGUGUAAAAUGUUAUAUAUGUAUAAUAAAAAAGUGAAUCCUG